Syzygium oleosum is the source of this 1297-nucleotide messenger RNA. RefSeq names its product 2-methylene-furan-3-one reductase-like. The record is from RefSeq and is a predicted model, not a curated record. Gene Ontology annotation, molecular function: oxidoreductase activity, acting on the CH-CH group of donors, NAD or NADP as acceptor; zinc ion binding. Lineage: Eukaryota; Viridiplantae; Streptophyta; Magnoliopsida; Myrtales; Myrtaceae. Bases 95 to 1051 code for a protein of 318 amino acids. The transcript has 4 exons.
AAGUCCUCACACUUUCUUGUAUGCUUUGAGCUUUAGAUAGAUCGACCCAGAGAUCCCACAGAAAAAAAAUUGCUAAAGUGAUCCAUUCUUUUCCAUGGCCAUGAAUUUCGAAAUUCCAACCAAAGUGAAGGCUUGGGUGUACCGCGAGCACGGAGAUGUCGCCAAUGUGUUGAGAUUGGACCCAGAAUAUGAGGUCCCCGAAGUGCAAGAAGGCCAGGUGCUGGUUAAAGUCGUUGCUGCGUCGAUCAAUCCAGUCGACAACAUGAGAGUGAACGGGGUUUUCGAGCUCCCAGGCUUUGCUUUGCCGGCCGUGCCGGGAUACGAUCUCGCCGGCAUUGUGGUGAAGGUGGGCCGGGAAGUGAAGGAGCUGAAUGUUGGGGACGAGGUAUAUGGAUUUACGUGGCACGCCAAGAAACACGGGACGCUGGUUGAAUACACGGCCGUGGAAGAGUCAUUCUUGGCUUUGAAGCCCAAGAAGCUGAGUUUCGAGGAGGCUGCUUCUUUGCCGGCGGUCAUUCAGACUGCCUAUGGAGGCCUUGAAAGAGCUGGCCUCUCUCACGGCAAGUCCCUCCUUGUCUUGGGUGGUGCUGGUGGUGUCGGCACACUCGCAAUACAGCUAGCUAAGGAAGUUUUUGGUGCAUCAAGAGUAGCAGCUACAUCUAGCACUGGGAAGCUAGAUCUGUUGAAGAGUUUGGGUGCUGAUCUGGCCAUUGACUACACCAAGGUCAACUUUGAAGACCUCCCAGAGAAGUUUGAUGUUGUCUAUGAUGCAGUUGGGCAAAGUGAGCGGGCAGUGAAGGCUGUGAAGCCAGGAGGGAGCGUGGUGUCGAUUGUAGAAUAUGCGAAGGAAUUACCACCGCCCGCUUUCUUUUUCCCAGCGACAUCGGACCGUUUGACCUUGGAGAAGUUGAAGCCCUUCUUGGAGAACAAGAAGGUGAAGCCGGUGAUCGAUCCCAAGAGCCCGUUCCCAUUUUCGCAGGCCAUUGAGGCCUUCUCGUAUCUUCAAACCGGCCGGGCAACCGGAAAAGUUGUGAUCCACCCCGUCCCAUGAAACACAAACGCAAAAGAAAUAGAGCGUCCACAUGGAUAUGUCUUACUCAUAAGUUCUCGAUUAGUAGUCGAUGGUGCUUGUUUUUGUCUCCGUAUAUUCAGCUUCUCUUUGUAUAAUUGCUCCUGUAUAGUGCUGUUAGAGUUAGCGUGAUGGAAGGCUUCUACUUUACAUAGUCUCCAUUGUGUGCCCUGCCCUCGUUGUCAAAAAUAGAUUUUGAUGGCGAUAUAUAUAUGACCAUCCUUUCAA